CCCCCACCACCUCCCCUCUUCCUCCACGCCCAAGAAACCCUCUACGGCCCGAUAACCACCAUCCCCUCCCCAUGCACAUGGACCCCACCCCCCCAAUCCGGCGGCCACCAAGGCCGCUACCUCUGGACCGACGCCAUCGGAGUCCUCAACUUCCUCACCCUACACCACAUCCACCCCACCCCCCCAACCCCAACCCACUACCUAACCCUCGCAACACGCCUCAUCCACACCGUGCACAAUACCCUCGGCCGUACCCGCACCACACCCCCCACCCACCUCCCCAAUGCCUCCCCCACACACCCACUAAACGGAGGCCUCCGCAUCGGCAAACCCUCCCCCACCGGCCCCGACAGCGACGGCCAAUACCACCACUACCUGACCCUAUGGAUGUUCGCACUAAACCGCACGAGCAUAGCCAGCGGCGACGCGCAAUACAACAACAUGGCGAUUGACCUCGGCCGGGCCAUUCACCCUAAAUUCUUCGUCGGUACAAAGAAAGACAGAAUGGUCUGGAAACUGGACACUACCUUACAAAAAGUCCUUGUAGGCAGUGAAGGGAACCUAGAUCCGUUAGACGGAUGGGUUAUUUUCCGACUGGUGAGGGCGUUUGCUGAUUCUUGUUCGGGGAGGGAUACGGGGGUUUUGGAAGAUGAGAUAGAGGAUUAUGCUCGGGUGUUGAGGAGGAAGGGGGGACAGAGAGUUGUGAAUGAUAUGUUGGAUUUGGGGAUGACGCUGUGGACGGCGCAUUGGGUUGUGGAUAGGGAGGAGUGGGCGGGGAGGUGGUUGGGAGGGGGGUCGAGGGGGUUUGUAUAUGACCUCUUUGAAGGAGAGCGCUGUCUUGACCGCGAUGUCCGGCUACGGUUAGCGUUUCGGGAAUUCGGGGCUGCGAUGGGUAUUCGCUGUGUGGCGGAGCAGGAGGCUGAGAAGGAUCGCGCGGUUGAUUUGAAGGUAUAUGCGGAUCGUAUUGUGGAUUGUUGGACGCCGUAUAUGAUGGGAGAGGGAGAGGGAGAGGAGGAUGAGCUCAGGCCUAUUACGCAGGUGAUGUAUGCGUCGGCGUUGAUUCCGGGAGCCUUUCAACGGGGCUUUUUUGGCCCAGAGCCUGUCAUACCAGAGCGGACGUUCUACGACUAG
Aspergillus sclerotioniger CBS 115572 is the source of this 1131-nucleotide messenger RNA. RefSeq lists its product as uncharacterized. The annotation marks the transcript as partial. The transcript is spliced from 3 exons. The record is from RefSeq and is a predicted model, not a curated record. Lineage: Eukaryota; Fungi; Ascomycota; Eurotiomycetes; Eurotiales; Aspergillaceae.